UCUACAGUCGCUCCCAUCCCGUGAAGAAGCGGAGCCACUGCCCUAUGCCGCGAAGCUGUUUGCUGACGCUCAUUGCCGAAGCUCUUCGUUCCGCCCGGCACUCCUCCGCUACAUAAAAAAGCUGCGUCGAGACGUUUUGCGGAACGGCGGCGGAAAGAAAGCAGUCUCGUCUGCAUGCUCUGCGGCAGAGACGAACGUAACGGUAAACUAACUUAUAGCCACGCCGGCCGGUUUGGCCGCAGGUGUUGUCGGGCGGACGCAAAGCUAAAGCCGAGAGCUAGAGACAGUCCGCACAUCAGAAUGAUCAUCCAGGGCGGUGCGCUCCACCAUCAAGGCACUGUGCUGCUGCGCAUGCAGGGCAGCGGUCGAAUGGAAGCGACCGUUCAAGGAGCGGGGGAUAUCAGUCUCACGAACUCCAGCGACACAACAUCAUGGCAGAGGGCGGACUUCUACAUCCGGCAGAUUGGGUCGUUCUUCUCGGCCGUCGUUCUCUUCCCGGUGAUCGUCAUGAUAAUCAUGAUACUGGCUUUGCCUGAAGUCCGCCGAGUGCUGUACUAUCGCUACAUGGCGGCUGUUGCGAUAGUGACGUCAGUGUGUGCCAUGCUGGCCGUUGUGGCAUUGAACUCACCUCAUAACUCGCUCAAGUGCAGAGUAGGGGGAGUUUGCAUGCAGUCGUUGAUCACGCUGCUAGUUUGCCUGGCGAGCUGCAUGGCCGUCGAAGACUAUCUGUACACGCUGAGAAGGUACAGCCCUGAGUUUGUACGGUAUACGCGCAACGCCUGUCAGGUCGGCAUGAUUACCAUCACCCUCAUCUCGACCACUGUGGCAGCUCUCCUAACGACAGCCAAAAAGUACAAUAGUGAUGAUCAAGACCAGUGUUGGACGUGGAUGUCACACUUCUGGACGGCCAUUGCUCCGCUGCCUGGUGUGGUCCUGCUGACCAACCUAGUCUUGACCGGCAUGACCGUGCGCGCUUUCCUGGUGCCGCACCGCGGCCAGCAUCGCAUGAUGAGCCACACGUGCCUGAGCCUGACGUGCACCGUGGCGCGCCACGUCCUGCUCAACCUGCAGCUGUGGGUGUUCGCUGGCCUGCUGGCCUACUCCCUGCUGCCGGCCAUUGGCAGCGAGCUACUGGCCGUGACAUUCUCCAUGCAGAACUGCACUCUGCUCGUGUCUCAUUUGCCGCUGUCGUCGAUGACGGUUGAGGCUCGUGUGAAGCGCGAGCUGUUUGCUCACUUCCAAUGGGCCAAUCACCUGGCCGCGCGGGAGGUAUUCCGCCAGCCGGCCAACGAACGGUCGCCACUGUUUGUCGGAGGAGGUUCAAAUUACUCCUCAUCAUCUUCACGGGGCUCAUCAUCAUCAAGAUAAAUAAAUGUUGCAUAAUACUUAUCUUCACGCACAAGGUCACCCGUGCAGUGGAUUCGGUAUCUACCACGACUUUCUUACUCUACACAAUCAUCAGGAGACUGAUUCUAAAACCAAAGAAUGUACCGGUACAUUGGACUAUAUCCCUAUACUGAUCUUCAUCCGACUCUGUAAGCUUAGCCAUGAACUGCUAGUACAGAGACUGGCGGAUUGGCAAAGGGAAAAUCCCCUCAUCCUGGCUUCGCCUGAUCGGAGCUGCCCACCCAACUGUGAUCUAUCUAAACUUUUGUACAUGAUAAGAUAACCGGGAGAGAGAAAUAUUACACAUACAACGGAGGCGAAAGGCGGUGUAGCUGAAACUUCAAGUUUCACGCAUUUCGGCGAUCAUCGACAGCGGCAUUUGAGUAACGGAGACAGUAGCAUUAUAUAGCCGAAUAUGUCUAGAACUAUAAUUGUAGUAGAAGAUAAUUACGUAGAAGCUUAUAUGAUUCGUUUGUAUGAUACAUCCACCGGAAUCAAGCGGCAGAGACCGCCGCUCGUGCUUGCAUUGUAGCUCUGCCGCCGCUCCUUUGUGCAUUUAGUGCAUGGGCAGCUGUACAGCGUAUCCUUCUCUCAUGCAUGCGUGCCAAUGACCCUGACUUUUGAGCAGACUCAGUGCUGGAAGUGCUGUAUAACGUACACAUAAGGACGGUACGGAUCGAUGACCAUUGAG
Sycon ciliatum is the source of this 2077-nucleotide messenger RNA. RefSeq lists its product as uncharacterized. The record is from RefSeq and is a predicted model, not a curated record. NCBI's taxonomy places the organism in Eukaryota, Metazoa, Porifera, Calcarea, Leucosolenida, Sycettidae. The transcript has 5 exons. Bases 175 to 1368 code for a protein of 397 amino acids.